Molecule: messenger RNA, 1337 nt
Organism: Acipenser ruthenus (sterlet)
Lineage: Eukaryota; Metazoa; Chordata; Actinopteri; Acipenseriformes; Acipenseridae
Product: fibrinogen silencer-binding protein-like
Exons: 2
Coding region: 76-993 (305 amino acids)
Source: RefSeq, a predicted model, not a curated record
GGCUUGAAGAGAUUCAUGGCCUUUGUUGGUGGUCUGUGUUUAUGACGGAGCAUCUUCUAGGAGGGGAGCAACAAAAUGGUUGGGAAAGCACGCUCCACCAACUUCACAGAGGCAGAAAAGAUUGACCUUCUGCGACUGGUGAGGCCCCACGUGCGGGUGAUCGAGGAGCACAAGCACAAGCACUCAGCCAUCGUGGAGAAGAACCGCUGCUGGGAAGCCGUGGCGGAGUACUACAAUGCCCUGGAAGGGGAGCGCCCUCCUCGCACCGCACAAGGCCUCCGCACGCUCUACAAGCGGCUCAAGGAGAACGCCAAGCAGGAGCUGGUGCAGCGGCAGCGGGCCCAGCCUGAGUACCGGCAGCAGCUCUCUGAGCCAACCAGGAGGCUUCUUCUCAUGGUACCAGCCUUCUUCCAGAACCUCCAGAACAAGGAGAAUAGCUGUUUCCACAGAUUUCCUUCUAGCCAGUCAUCUUACAGAGAGGAGCCUGGGUAUCUCAGUUCCCAGCCCACAAGCUCGGAGACCCGACUGCCCUCCCUUCUUGCAGCCCCUAACACAGAGGUACUUUCAAAUGAAGAUGCAAAACCUCUGGGACCACAUCUGACUGACAGCAUGGAGAUUGGGAAUGAAGAUCCUGAUAAUGCUGUGGACAGCUCUGCUUCGUCUUGUCCAUCUUCUGUUAAUAUGAUGGUUGUGCUGUCGUCUUCAUCUACUUCCCUCUCCCCUCAAACAAACACAUUAUCGAGGCCCCCAACGGGAGAAAGCCUGAGCCAGGCAGCCACAAUGCACCAGCUGGAAGCACUGCAGCUGUCAAAAAAGGAGCAGGAGCUGAGCAUUGAGAACCACAGGAAGCUGGGCCUGUACAUCGAACUGAAACGGGAAGGGCUCAAGAGAAAACAGCAGCUGGAGGAAGAGCUGCUCAGGGCCAAAAUCAAAGUGGAGAAACUCCGAGCAUCCAGGCUCAAGCAUGGCCUACCAGAGUUCAACAGCAUGUAAACCCAACCCAGCUGUUUAUUUAGCCUGUAUCUACUGUAUUCACCUUUUCAAUGAACGCCAAUCAGCCUUCUGAUUCUUGCACAGGUCUGUAUUGUGUGCAGCAGGCCUGUAUAUGUUUUGCCAGAUGUGGGCCACACUGUAUUUUAUCUGUUACUAAGACAGCCCAGCACUAUCAAAUCUCAGUUGGUGGCUACUUCUUUUCAUGACUGACUAAAUUAUAAGAAGGUUAUUACACAUGUUGUUGCUGGUUUCAGAGUUCUUCAAUAGUUUACUUUAUCCUUCCCUGCCAAAAACUGUUUCUUUGUUAACAGACCCAAACGUUGUGUUUCACAAUUGCAAAAACA